This is a messenger RNA of Nerophis lumbriciformis (worm pipefish), 2842 nucleotides long. RefSeq names its product liprin-beta-1-like. Gene Ontology annotation, biological process: neuromuscular junction development. Gene Ontology annotation, cellular component: presynaptic active zone. The record is from RefSeq and is a predicted model, not a curated record. Gene Ontology annotation, molecular function: protein binding. NCBI's taxonomy places the organism in Eukaryota, Metazoa, Chordata, Actinopteri, Syngnathiformes, Syngnathidae.
GUCGUGUGAAACUUGACGCCGCCAUUACUUGGCGUGCCCAGGGUGAAGAAGUGGAGUCGAGCGAGGAAGGUCCCACGCGAGGGUGCUCGUCCACGAUGAAGCUGCGCUGAAAAAGUUCGCCCAAGUUGUCACGGAGGAAUUACUUUCCGGAACUUUCCGCGCCCGCGUCGCCCACGAACACGCGCUGCUGGAGUCCACCAUGAUGUCUGACGCCAGCGAGAUGUUGGCAGCGGCCUUGGAGCAAAUGGACGGCAUCAUCGCAGGCUCCAAGGCCAUGGACUAUUCCAACGGGCUGUUCGACUGCCAGUCGCCCACGUCGCCUUUCCUGGGCGGCCUGCGGGUGCUGCACCUGUUGGAGGAUCUGCGGGCGGCGCUGGAGCUUAUGGACAAUGAAGAGCGGGACAACCUCCGCUGUCAGAUCCCCGACUCCACCGCAGAGGGGCUGGUGGAGUGGCUGCAGGGGAGAAUGACUAACGGCCACGGCUCUGAGGCGGUCCACCAGGAACGUCUGACCCGACUGGAGAGCGACAAAGAAUGUUUUGUUCUUCAGGUCAGCGUUCUAACAGACCAGGUGGAAGUGCAAGGCGAGAAGAUCCGAGACCUGGACAACUGCCUGGAGCGUCACCGGGAGAAACUCUGUGCCACCGAGGAGCUGCUUCAGAAGGAGCUGUUGACCCGCUCGGCACUGGAGGCCCAGAAGCUGGAGCUGCUGACGGAGGUGUCCGGUCUGAAGCUGAAGCUCAGCACUGUGGAGAGAGAGAGAGAGCACAGAGAUAAUGAAGGCUUGUACCAGGAAGUGAGCGAGCUGCGGUUCCGUGUGGCCGACAUGGAGGGCGAGCGGCUGCAGUGCCAGAAGAAAGUGGCAGCUUUCAAAGAGGAACUGCAGCUGCUGCAGAAGGAGCUGGAGGAGCGAGAGGCGGAGCUUGGAAGGCUGAAGGAGGAGAGUCGGCUGAGGGCGGACGCGGGAGAGAGAGAUGCAGAAAUGUUGAAGAUGAAGACGCUGUUGGAGUCGCUGAUGGCCGCCAACGACGAGAAGGAGCGACGGAUGGGAGAGUUGGAGACCACACAGGCAGAGAAAGUGGAGGAGAAGGUGAAAGAGACGCCAAAGGAAGACGACUACCAUGACAUUCCAGAUGAUCCCUCACUUCCUGGUGGCGUCACGCUAUGCGAGACAGGAAGGAUCUCGGCGGAGUCCAACCCGUGCAUCGCAGCGCUGGACGAGAUGAAGCAACUGGAGCGAGAGCGCCAGCUGCUGGCAUCAGAGAGACCACCAGAUGGCGCCACAGACAGCUGCAAUGUGCAGGCCAAACCCAAACCAGGAGCUUCUGCUUCAAACGGCACGAGUGAUAACGCUUUCGGGACCAAGAGGGUCCGCGCGUCGUUUGGCCGCGGCUUCUUGAAGCUGCGCGGGGGCAAGCAGACCAGGAGCACCCCGAACCUGAACCUGGCCGAGGCGCAGCGGAAAGGAGCAGAACACCUGGACUUGGCGGCCGCGGCUCCACCAGAGACCAAGAAGAAGUCCAAGGGCUUAAGGAAGUUCUUGGGCAGGCUGAAGAGGAGCCACUCCACCUCCUUGAACCUGGACGACGCUAACGAGAUGGAGUUCAGUCGAGGCGGCGUCCGAGCCACCGCCGGCCCCCGUCUGGGUUGGUCCCGCGAAUCCAAAACCAAUGCUGCAGAUGUCCCCUUCUCGCGCUGGACCAGAGACCACGUCUGCGAGUGGCUUCACCAACAAGGCCUCAGCUUGUACGUUGCACCGGCUCACAACUGGAUCCGGUCCGGACAGACCCUCCUGCGGGCGUCCCAACACGACCUGGAGAAGGAGCUCGGCAUGAAGCAGCCGCUCCACAGGAAGAAGCUCCGGCUGGCCCUGCAGGCUCUGGACUCCCAGGACCACCUCAAAGGCCAACUGGACCACAACUGGGUGACCCGCUGGCUGGACGACAUCGGCCUGCCGCAGUACAAAAGCCACUUUGACGAGGCCCGAGUGGACGGAAGGAUGCUGGACUGCAUGACGGUGGAGGAGCUGCUGUCCUUGAAGGUGGGCAGUGUUCUCCACCACCUCAGCGUCAAAAGAGCCAUUCAGGUCCUGCGCAUCAACUCCUUCUCGCCCAACUGUCUCAGGCGACGGCCGUCUGACGAGAACCACAUGAGUCCGGCCGACGUGUGCCAGUGGACCAACCACAGGGUGAUGGAGUGGCUGCGCUCGGCGGACCUGGCCGAGUACGCUCCCAACCUGAGGGGCAGCGGCGUUCACGGCGGGCUGAUGGUGUUGGAGCCGCGCUUCACGGUGGAGGCGCUGGCGCUGCUGCUCAACAUCCCCGCCAGCAAGACGCUGCUGCGGCGCCACCUGGCCACGCACUUCCACCUGCUCGUCGGCGCCGAGCCCCAGCGACUCAAGCAGGAAUGUCUGGAGAACCCCGACCACGCCGUGCUCACCGCCGCCGCCAAGGUCAAGCCCAGACGUUUGUCCUUCGGCACGCUCAGGAAGAAACGCCACGAUGACGGCGAGGAGUACGUGUGUCCGAUGGACGUGGACCACGGCUUCCACGCGGGGCUGCGGCUCUUCCGGGACAACUUGGAGCAGAUGGAGGACUCUGAGGGCACCGUGAGACAGAUCGGAGCUUUUUCUGAAGGCAUCAACAAUCUGACGAGCAUGCUGGAGGAGCAGGAAGUCUUUGGGGAGAUGUCAGCCAUCUCACUAGAGGGCGCUGCUGCUCACUGAAAGUCUUCUUCACUGACAUCCACAAAAUACUACAAACUUUUCUGCAUACAAGUCAGUAAUAUUCAUGCAUUUUACACAGUUUUUACGCUUUUUUAGCAAUAAACAAUUCAACAAAGA